Molecule: messenger RNA, 1850 nt
Organism: Paramecium octaurelia
Lineage: Eukaryota; Ciliophora; Oligohymenophorea; Peniculida; Parameciidae
Source: the annotation of a GenBank genome assembly
AUGUUAAUUCUAAUACUAUUCCAAAUUAUUACAACAAACUUUGCAUUUCCAGAUGUCACGCUCUCAUUUGGAUCUCUUAGACCAAAAUAAAAAGAUCCUGAAGAAAACCUACCUGCAGUUGUUUAUGAAAACAACCAAAUGAAUAGCUAUUUUGAUUAUGAUCAAUUCCCGUUAUUAUCCUGUUGUCCCACCAAUCUGACUAAAUAUAAAGUAGAUACUUUGAAUCUCCAUGGACAUGGUAAGUAAAAAUUUACAUUACCCUUAAUCAUUACAAACAAUGAAGAUAAAACAAUUAUUUUGAGAUAAUUAACAAUAACUGACUAUUUAGAUUAUCAAGACAUCCCUGUUGCUCCUCAAUUAUCCUCUCUACCGAUAAUAUAGCCUCAUUAAAGUUUUGUUGUCGACCUUAUUCACAGUUGCGAAAGAUAAACUAAUAACACUAAUUACUGGAGUAUAUAAAAUGUAUUUAUUCGAUUUCAAGACUUUUAAGGUUUGAAUUUCUAAUAUUAAUUCAUAUGUGAUAGUAAUUUUCAUCCUAAAAGGUACUCAAUUAAUGUAUAAUUAGAUUUGAUUGGAGCAAUAUCAUCUUAAUUACUUUCGACUCUUUUGCUAUUAUUAUUUUAGCUACAUUCGGAAAAAUUUACUCGUUUCGCAUUACUUUUGUUACGCCUGCUAAAAGAAAACAGUUUUAAGAACAAAACAUUUAAAAUGUAGAUUUAAGUCCAUUUUAAGGAUUUUAUUUAUAUUGGCCUUAAGCUUUGGUCUAUAUGAUGUUAUUAUUAAUCGCGUUGUUUACUUCAAUGAGUUAUAAAGAAAAAGCAGAGGAAAUCAUAAAAAUCUUAGUCUAUAUAAUUUGCAUUUUAACAUCAUUCCAUUUUUUCAAUGAGAUCUUUGGUAAGUUUAGAAAUACUCUUCCAUUUUUAGCUUAAAAGAUUUAUUGCCUAAAAAUUAGGGAUUAUUUCUCAAUUGUAUUAUCAGCUCUCCUGCUAUACUUCUAUCUUUAUUAUGAGCAGCCAUGGUUUGUAUGUAUUAUUUGAUAACUACUCUUAGGUUAGUAAUCUUUUAUCAAUUUGUAUUUUAGGAUCUUUGAUAAAAUUAUUCAAAAUAACAUCCCUAAAACAUGCUCUCUAAUUUUUUGUUCCCCUUAUGAUUGUUGAUAUAUUUUGUUCCAUUUAUUUGGGUUAAACUGUCAGAUAUGAAUGGGAUAGCGUUGCAUUGAGAUAUUUCAACACCCCAUUAUCAGCAUAAUUUCCUUAUAUUCGAUAUAUAUACAAGAAAAAAUGUGCCUGGGUAUCUAUUUUCAAUUUGCUAUUUCCUGGUAAUUUGUGAGACUACUUAUUAGGGUUCUUUUUGGGCUAUGUAAAUAGAUUUGACAAAUAUAAAUAGACAUAUGUCUACGAAAUUAUUGCCUUCUUUGGAUUACUUGUAGGACUCCUUUUUUGGGUUCUAAUUUAAUACAUUUUUUCAUUUCCUCUUCCAACGUAACUAACAACUAAUAUUAAAGCUCAAUCUUCACAGAAGUGUUGAUGGUCUUAACUACUGCUUUGGUAGCAGUCUAGAGAAAUGAAUUCAAUAUAUUUUACUCUGGGAACUUCUAUGAUCAGAUACUCAUGGAUCCUUUCAAAAAUGAUAUUGCCCUUUAAGAACCUACAACGGUGGAAAUGUUUGGAUUAGGCACUACCACUUAAGUUAUUAACAAGGACGCUGUAUAAUAAUAAGAUCUAGUGACUAGAGGAGAAUAAGGUUUAAUAUUUAAUAAUCAACUCUUUGCUGGACUGGCUUCCAUUAAUCGGUCUUAAUAAUAAAAUGUUUUAUAAUCAAAACAAUAAAGUCAAUAUCAAAAAUAUUGA